Bathycoccus prasinos is the source of this 666-nucleotide messenger RNA. Its product is annotated as PREDICTED: zinc finger protein 347-like. The transcript has a single exon. The record is from RefSeq and is a predicted model, not a curated record. Gene Ontology annotation, cellular component: nucleus. The coding region runs from base 1 to 666 and encodes 221 amino acids. NCBI's taxonomy places the organism in Eukaryota, Viridiplantae, Chlorophyta, Mamiellophyceae, Mamiellales, Bathycoccaceae.
AUGAGCAGCAGACGAAGAAAGAAUCCACAUCCGAAAAGAGCGGUGAACGCGAGGACGGUUUUGAAGGUGGCGAGAGAAGAAGAAGAAGUGGAAGAAGAACCAAAAGUGUUGUGUUUGAGAAUUCCUGACGAGGAUGAUGAUCUCGAGGCAAAUCAGAUACAAAAAGAAGAAGAAGAAGGAGAAGACGAAGAAGACGAAGAAGACGACGAGGGAGACGACGACGACGUGGAGCGAUUGCGGAGGAUUCUGUGCGUGCCGUGUGAUGAUCUCGUGGAGCAAAAUCAGAUGCGAGAAGAAGAGACUGCUUUUAUUGCUAAAGGAGUGAAGAGAAAGAGAGGGCACGAGUGCGAUGUUUGCGAGAAGGUGUUUCGAUAUCCAUCCGGUUUGGCCAUACACAUGCGUACGCACACGAAGGAGAAACCGUAUGAAUGUGAUGUGUGCGAGAAGCGUUUUACUCAAUCUGGUAAUUUGAAAACGCACAUGCGUAUUCACACGAGCGAGAGGCCGUACGAAUGCGAGGUUUGUGAUAAAGCUUUUCGUGAUUCUAGUACUUUGAAAAGCCACAUGCUUAUUCACACGAACGAGAAACCGUACGAGUGCCAUGAGUGCGAGAAGAGUUAUCGUCAAUUGGGUAGUUUACAAUACCACAUGCGUACUCAACAUUAG